AGUCAGAGGCUCUCACCCUCCCCUCUCCCCCAGGCUAUUUUGAGAGCACCUUUCUGGGCCUGGGGGGUAGGUAGCUUUUCUGGUGAAAGAAACACCAGGAUUGCAUCAGGGAGGAGACAGAGGCAGGGACAUUUGGUGCAGGAAGAGUGUCUGGACUGGGGUUGGUGAGGUUGAGGUCAGGAUGCCCACGUCCCUGCAGAGGACGCUUUGGUGGUGUGGCAUUCGCUGCCUUCCUGAUGAUCAAGGAAUGUCCCCGGGUGACCUAGAAAUUCAGCUGUGAAUCCACGUGCCAGAGGACCCCCGGAGUUCAGGCUAAGCAGCGAUCCUUUGAAUCUGCUCUCCCAGACGACCAGGAUCUGAAACAGAAUCUAUACCAUUCAGUUCUUCAAAACCCAGACUCCAGAGCUCGCCUGAGGACGUGAGCCAUUGAUGGGCUGGGCCGAGGCCGGGUUCGAGCACCUGGGACUGUGGGUCCCUGUGCUGGCUGUGCUUUUGCUGGAAGCCUGCCGGGCACAUCCGAUCCCUGACUCCAGCCCCCUCCUACAAUUUGGAGGUCAAGUUCGACAGCGGUACCUCUACACCGACGAUGCCCAGGAGACAGAGGCCCACCUAGAGAUCAGGGCCGAUGGCACAGUGGUGGGGGCUGCCCGCCAGAGCCCUGAAAGUCUCCUGGAGCUGAAAGCCCUAAAGCCAGGGGUCAUUCAAAUCUUGGGAGUCAAAACAUCCAGGUUCCUGUGCCAGGGCCCAGAUGGGACACUAUAUGGCUCGCUCCAUUUCGACCCUGUGGCCUGCAGUUUCCGAGAACUGCUUCUUGAGGAUGGGUACAACAUCUACCACUCCGAGACCCUUGGUCUCCCGCUUCGCCUGCGCCCCCACAACUCCGCAUACCGGGACUUGGCACCCCGCGGGCCUGCCCGCUUCCUGCCACUGCCAGGCCUGCUUCCAGCACCCCCAGAGCCUCCAGGGAUCCUGGCCCCGGAGCCUCCUGACGUGGGCUCCUCGGACCCUCUGAGCAUGGUGGGGCCUUCACAGGGCCGGAGUCCCAGCUAUGCUUCCUAAAGCCACGGGCUUUUUGUUAUGGGGUCUCCUCUUUAUUUAUUGGGUUAUUUAUCUUAUUUAUUUUUUUAUUUUUCUUACUUGGGAUAAUAAAGAAUCUGAGAGGAGGA
Canis lupus familiaris (dog) is the source of this 1166-nucleotide messenger RNA. RefSeq names its product fibroblast growth factor 21 (gene FGF21). NCBI's taxonomy places the organism in Eukaryota, Metazoa, Chordata, Mammalia, Carnivora, Canidae. The coding region runs from base 430 to 1059 and encodes 209 amino acids. The transcript has 4 exons. Gene Ontology annotation, cellular component: cytoplasm. The record is from RefSeq and is a predicted model, not a curated record. Gene Ontology annotation, biological process: cell differentiation; positive regulation of gene expression; animal organ morphogenesis. Gene Ontology annotation, molecular function: growth factor activity; fibroblast growth factor receptor binding.